CGGUAAAAAUGUAUUUGCUCGCAUUCAAUUUGUUGGCUUGCUCUGAGCGCUCAAGUGAUUGAUCUUUGCAGAUAUUUUCAGUGAAAACUUUAAGUGUAAAGUGAAAAUUUAAUAGUAAAAUACUAAAAAAAUAUAUUUUACUUAACAUUAAGAAAUUAGUUUGCAUAAUAGAUUCAGUUUAUGGAAGGAUUAAAGACAUAUUUUGAUAUACCAACGAAUGGCUUUGUUUGUUUGCGUAGACAUAGCAGAAAACCAAAACCGGAAGCAAUAUUAAAAUUGAGAGAGUGAGAGCGGAAAAAAAUAAAUAAAUAAAAAAUAAAAACAUCUUCGUAUGUAUUUUACAUUUCACUAAGUCGCUAGUGUAUGCGUAUGCGUGCAUCUGUGAGUGUGGGAAAUUAAAUUGUCACAAUACAAAUUUCUUAGUUGCAAAGUCGCCGAUCGUGCGUGAGUUGGAACCAGAGAGAGAGAGAGAGAGAUCUGGAAACUCUACGCCUAUGUUAGUGCGUUCUAUGUGGCAGAUACUUCAUUACUACAAAUGUAUGUACAUAAUUACUUAAAAAUGUCUAAACCAGUGGAGGACUAUUGGUAGGCAUUGGGGUCAAGAAUACCCAUCCACAACGUAAACAAACGACGAUUGCUUUGAAAGCAAUGACUAAGACAUCUAAGAAAAUGUCUGGUAUUACUAACAACAACAACAACAACAACAACAUCAAUACAAAUAACAAUACCAUAAACAAACUGAGUGAAAAGUUUUUAAGUACAAAUACAACAAAAAACAUAGAAGUGUCUACUCUGCCAGCUGGUGCCAACACCACCACAACCAACAAUAACAACGCCAUCUCCCUUAAUAACCCGAAAUCACAUAGCAACGACUGCGACAAAAUAACACAACAGCAAUUUUCUGCUGCGAUUUCAAGCAAAUUACAAGCCCCACAAUCACGUCGCUCGCUCCCAGCUCCUAGCACAACGCAACGCUCACUCCAACAGCAACAUCAUCAUCAGCAGCAGCAACAGCAACAGCAAAGCGUGACGACGAAUUCCUCGGUUUUGCCAUCAGCCAACACAAUUACGAAAUACUCAAGCAGCGCCACAUUGCCUUCACACCAACUUCAAACCAUUGCCACCGUACACCAUCAUCACUCGCAACAGCACGCGACGGAGGCAACUAUCGCUCCCAGUGGUACUACAAAAGCCGCACAACCACAGCAGCACCAUCCCACAUCCUCGAAUAACGUGAAGGAUCAUCAUCACCACCAUCAGCCGGCGACAUCGAAGCAUUUGAGUAGCGAAAGUGACGGCACAAUUACCAGCGCACCUUUGUCCACUAAUUCCGUCACCUUACAGCAACAGCGCAACGCAUACAAUCUGCAGGCGCUUAAGGCCGCCAAUCAUUUGAAGGCACCAGCUCACUCCAUACCGCCGCGGUAUCAGCCGCCACCCCAACCAGCUGGUAACCAGGCUGGCAUAUUGAAGCACAUAAGUAAUUUGCGUAGCAGCGGCGGCGGUGCUGAAAGUGUGGAAACCCUGCUUGGCCAACGUCCGUCCGCAGUUGGCAAUAAGCAUCACACCACGUCAAAUUUCGAUACAACGCACUUCAAUCUUAAAUAUCCACCGGAUAUACCGCAACUGUCGCCUGUCUAUAUACCAGAUUCACUGAAAUUACCUGGUGGCAGCGGUCGCUACUUGCAAACGCAUCAAACGCUUUCGCAGCGGCAACCCACACGACUAACAGGCAGUGUCGCGAAUCCGCAAUACUUUUACAACUCACAUCAACAACAACAACAGCAGUAUCGCCAGCAACAGGUGGAGCAGCAACAGCAGCAGCAUCAACAAGAUAUGCUUAAGUUUGUGCGAAAAACUGAUCAGGAUCAUCCAUCGCCAAAUGCUUCGAUUACCUCGAGUGCAGCAGCCGUGCCAACGGGCGGCACUCGGCUCACGGCCGAACAAAAUAGACAAUUACAGGGUCUUAUCAAUGAGCUGCGUGUGUUGAAGGAACAAAAUCAACGUCUACUCGAUGACAAUCAGGAAUUACGCGACCUAUGCUGCUUUCUUGACGACGAUCGACAGAAAGGUAGAAAACUCGCAAGAGAAUGGCAACGCUUCGGAAGAUAUACGGCCAGUGUGAUGAGACAGGAAGUGGCAGCCUAUCAGCACAAAUUACGUCAACUCGACGAUAAACAACAAGAAUUGAUUACCGAUAAUCUGGAGUUGAAGGAAUUGUGCCUAUAUUUGGAUGAAGAACGUACACAUAUUGCGGCGAAUGCACUUUGCGCCAAUUGUGGUGCCUCAGUGCGCAAUCCAUUACGCGAUGAUGGUGAUGGCAGUAGUUCCAGCACAAAUGCGGAGGAAACUCUUUCUGCGUUACGAAAUUAUGAGCGUCAAAUGCCCGAUUCCACACUACGCACAACGCUUAGUGAUCAAACGGUUCAGUAUGUAAGAUCGUUGGAACGGCGUAUACGACAAUUGGAAGAGGAACGUGUGGGUACUACGACACCAACAGCCAAUAUCAUAGUUUCACAGCAUUCCCAACCUCAGGCGCAAACGCAAUCGCAACCCCAACAACAGCAGCAACAACAGCAACAGCAACAGCAGCAGCAACAACAAUCGGCACAAAAUGCGCUCAUCGAUCCGAUUUCGAGUCGCCCCGAAGCUGUGGUACGUGCACUCCAGGUACUCGAAGUACGUGAACAAUUGGAACGAGAUCGUCUCAGUGGACUCAUUGAAAAUUCAAGAGACCAAAUGGAUGACGGCGAGAAGGCUUUGGUGCGAGAAAUGUGUAAUGUGGUAUGGCGUAAAUUGGAAAGUAAUGUUCCAAACGUUUCAAGUAGUAUGUAGUAGAGUAGAAAUUACGAAAAACAAAAUAUUUCCAACUUUAAUCAUUAAAUGAAAUACUAAUUUACACUUUUACAUUUGCAUAGAUUUGUAUUUAUAUACUUGUGGUAAUCCUUACGGACAAGUAGAUUCAAAGCAUUUUUUCAACAUCACAAAUAUAUAUUUUAAUAUUUAUACAUACCUA
Molecule: messenger RNA, 3016 nt
Organism: Rhagoletis zephyria (snowberry fruit fly)
Lineage: Eukaryota; Metazoa; Arthropoda; Insecta; Diptera; Tephritidae
Gene: Ccdc85
Product: coiled-coil domain-containing protein 85
Source: RefSeq, a predicted model, not a curated record